This is a messenger RNA of Trichoplax adhaerens, 2097 nucleotides long. RefSeq lists its product as uncharacterized. Gene Ontology annotation, molecular function: FAD binding; pristanoyl-CoA oxidase activity; fatty acid binding. NCBI's taxonomy places the organism in Eukaryota, Metazoa, Placozoa, Uniplacotomia, Trichoplacea, Trichoplacidae. Gene Ontology annotation, cellular component: peroxisome. Gene Ontology annotation, biological process: fatty acid beta-oxidation using acyl-CoA oxidase; lipid homeostasis. Bases 1 to 2097 code for a protein of 698 amino acids. The record is from RefSeq and is a predicted model, not a curated record. The transcript is spliced from 17 exons.
AUGAUCGGAAGAUUCGUUUUGCUUUACAGCUAUAACAAUACCUCCACGAAUCCCUUGGAUCGAUAUAGACACCAAGCUUCAUUUAAUUGGCAAAAAUUGCAAGAGUAUUUCUUUGGCGGUAAAGAUAUUGUCCAAUUUAGGGCAGCUGUUUCCAAAAUGUUGGAAGCAGAUCCAAUAUUUCAUCGUCCUAUUAAAGAGUUGAGUCGAGAUGAAGAGCAACGUAGAGCUAUGAUUCAAUGCAUGAGAUUUAGUGAAUAUAACUUCUUGUCCGAGGAAGAAACGGAGAGCAACAUUUGUAAAAGAAGAGUAUUAACUGAACUCUUAAACAUGGUGAAUCGCAAUGCAGCUGCAAAGCGAUAUCUGCAUGAAACGCUAUUCUCAAAGGGCGUUACUUUGCUGGGUACGAGGAGACAUGUCCAUUAUGUUAAGCAAUGUCUGCAAUAUCAGUUAUAUGGGUGUUUUGCGCUGACCGAGUUAAGUCAUGGUAGUAAUGUACGAAGUAUGAGGACAACUGCAACAUUUGAUCCUAAUACUCAGGAAUUUGUGCUCAAUACUCCCAAUUUCGAAGCUACAAAGUGGUGGAUUGGUAAUUUAGGAAAAACUGCUACCCAUGCACUUCUUUUCGCUCAACUGUAUACUGCUGAUGGAAGAUGUCAUGGUCUUCAUUCUUUUGUUGUCCCUAUCCGUGAUCCCGUAUCUUUAAUUCCUUACCCUGGCGUAAUAGUUGGAGAUAUUGGCAAAAAAAUUGGUCAAAAUGGUAUUGAUAGCGGGUUUGUUGCAUUCAACGAAUUCAGAAUUCCUCGGGAAAAUCUUUUGAAUCGGACUGGUGAUGUUACGUCUCAGGGAAAAUACGUAAGCUCUUGCAAAGAUCCAAAUCAGAGACUUGCAAUAACCCUUCCGAUAUUAUCGAUUGGCAGAAUUCUUAUAACGGAUGCGGCAGUUAUAAAUAUGAAGGCUGCUAUUAUACCCGCUAUUAGGUACUCAGCUGCUCGGCGUCAGUUUGGACCGAAGUCUUCUGGAGAGGUUGCAAUAAUUGAAUACCAACUGCAGCAAUGGAGACUCUUCCCGUACCUUGCUGCAAUUUAUGCUUUAAAUGCUUUCAUGGUCAGUUUCUUUGAGGAUUAUGCCUACAUGGAAAAAUUAGCAGCCACCGAAUCUCAAUAUGAUUUACAAGCACAAUUAAAUCAAGAAAUACAUGUUCUAUCUGCAGCUAGUAAACCAUUAAGUACGUGGCUUGCUCGAGACGCAAUACAAGAGUGUAGAGAAGCUUGUGGUGGACAUGGCUUUCACGAGGCCGCUCGAUUUGGAGACUUACGUAAUGACAAUGAUCCAAGCUGCACCUAUGAAGGAGAUAACAAUAUCUUGUUACAACAAACCAGCAAUUACUUACUGACUCUACUUUUCCUAAAAUCUACUAGAGGCAUCGAGAUACGAUCACCAUUAGGUAGCGUAAAUUUUUUAAAUAAUGCUGAGCCUAUUCUACGCAAAAAAUUUAAGCCCAGAACAGUUGCUGAUUGUAGAGAUAUGAAAGUAAUACUCCGAACUUAUCAAUGGUUGGUGGCAUAUUUGGCUAAAAGAAGCGUCGAAAGAGUACAGAGUAGCCUAGGAGUAAAUAAGGAUAUGUUUUCGGCCAGGAAUGGUAAUCAGGUAUUUCAUUGCCGUCCAUUGGCAUUAGCAUUUAUAGAGAAUCGGGUUUUGGAAAAAUUUUAUGAACAUAUUAAUAACGCACCUGAUAAUGGCAAUAUUAAAUCAGUAUUAGUAAGGCUUUUUUUACUGUAUGGAUGGUGGAGCUUAGAUAAACACCUAGCCCUGCUUCUUCAAGGUUCUUAUAUCACCAAUGAUGAGUGUGUAGACUUGAUCCACGAUACUAUUGUACGCCUUUGUGAUGAGCUAAAACGUGAUGCCGUACGUUUGGUAGACAUAAUAGCGCCGUCUGACUUCUUACUGGAUUCAGUAAUUGGAAGUUACAACGGCCAGAUAUACAAGGAUAUAUAUCAGCGGACAAUGACUACGCCAGGCUCGUUAUCAAGGCCGGAUUGGUAUGACGUUUUUUUAAAUAAGCCGAAGAUUCGAUCAAAACCGUUAGCGAAACUGUAA